This is a messenger RNA of Pichia membranifaciens NRRL Y-2026, 650 nucleotides long. RefSeq lists its product as hypothetical. NCBI's taxonomy places the organism in Eukaryota, Fungi, Ascomycota, Pichiomycetes, Pichiales, Pichiaceae. The transcript has a single exon. The record is from RefSeq and is a predicted model, not a curated record. The coding region runs from base 38 to 481 and encodes 147 amino acids.
CAUAACUUUGGUAUACAAGCCUCUCCAUUUUUAGAAAAUGGCUAAUGCAGAGCCUCCAAGACCGGCCGGUCUAUCUGUUGAAAAAAAGCCUUCCAUUACCGAAGAUCUACAUCUUAAAUCUGUUCCCAAUUCAUCCGAGAAAGAUGACAACGCUUUAAAGUCCUCCUCCGGCACACAAUCAAAGAAGUCACUCACAAAAAUUAAGGAAGAAGAUUCUGCUACAUCAAUUGACAAUAUUUCUGUGCCUGCUCCAACUCCCCUCAACAAGUCAGAUGAGCAAACUCGGAAUGGCAUAGUCUCAAAAUCUGAAUCAGACGAUCAGCCACGUAAAACUUUUGCGGAAGUCACACAAGAACUGAAGGCCCAAUUGAAUAAGACGGCAGAAGAGGUGGAGAAGUCGGACAAUGAGUUUGAGAGGUUGAUUGGUAACCUCGAGAAGAAAAUUCAAGCGUUAAGAGUUCAACUGGACUCUUCCAAAUAAAGACACGUUUUGGUGCCUGUUGCCAUGUUGUGGAACGUGGCUUUCUAGCCAACAUGUAUAAAUGUAUACAUAAAGAAAUAUUUGUUUAAGAACGUAAGUUUGACUUUGAAUGGGGUUUUUCUUUGAUCAAAGUUGGCAACAUAACGAAUUCUACCCAAUUUAGGACUUU